Mixia osmundae IAM 14324 is the source of this 963-nucleotide messenger RNA. RefSeq lists its product as uncharacterized. The transcript is spliced from 6 exons. The record is from RefSeq and is a predicted model, not a curated record. Gene Ontology annotation, molecular function: lipid binding; protein binding. NCBI's taxonomy places the organism in Eukaryota, Fungi, Basidiomycota, Mixiomycetes, Mixiales, Mixiaceae. Gene Ontology annotation, biological process: endocytosis; actin cortical patch localization; plasma membrane tubulation. The coding region runs from base 1 to 732 and encodes 243 amino acids. Gene Ontology annotation, cellular component: Rvs161p-Rvs167p complex; actin cortical patch; medial cortex.
AUGCAAAAGACGGGCCAAGUAGACAAGACGGAAGACCGCGAGUUCCAAGACGAGGUCAACAAAUUCAAGAUCAUGGAGAAGAAUACGCUUGCUUUGCAGAAAGAGGCUAAAGCCCAUCUGGACGCGAUGCGGGGGAUGACGGCCAAUCAGGCUCGUAUUGCAGGCACGCUGGAGGCAUUUUUUGUCGACAAUGGAGAAGCAGCCAUGGCAGGACAUAGCUACCGGCGCGCCGUCGAAGAGCUCGACACGCGCACGACCCAGGGACUCGAUCAGCCUUAUCGAGCUACAGUACUCGAGCCUAUCGGGAAACUAUGCUCUUAUUUCCCAGAGGUCAACAACACAAUCCAGAAGCGCAACAAGAAGCUUCUUGAUCACGACUCGACGCGUACCAACGUACGAAAGCUGCAAGACAAGCCCCCCACAGACGGGAGCAAGCUGCCCAUGGCCGAAAAAGCAGCAGCUGAUGCAAAGGACGUCUACGAGGCGAUCAACACCCAGCUCGUGUCGGAAUUGCCGCAGCUCAUCGAAUAUCGGAUACCUUAUUUGGACCCUUCGUUCGAAUCAAUGGUGCGCAUGCAAGCCCAAUUUGCUUCAGAGGCCUACGAGAAGCUCGGCGGCGUGCAACGGUACUUUGCAGAUGACGUGCGAGAUCUAUAUGCCAACGGGGACUUGGAUGGCCAAGUCGAAGGCGCACUUCAAGAGAUCCGCGACCUGACCAUCUGCGGUUCAUAGGAUGCCUACGGUACACAGUGUCGUAUUGUUUGCAACAAGUCCAUGACUCCGGUGCUAUUGCGACUUUUUGGCGGCUAAGCUCCCAGGAGCAGGUAGCGGCUUGCUCUCCGUCGUCUCGCCGGCCGCCGGGCCGCCGCCUUGCCCAUACUCGUUUGUACGGUUCUUAUCGACUUUAUAGAUCCGAUACUGGUACAUCAGAAUGAGAAAGACGACGUCGUCUCGAAAACAAGC